Molecule: messenger RNA, 1382 nt
Organism: Leptinotarsa decemlineata (Colorado potato beetle)
Lineage: Eukaryota; Metazoa; Arthropoda; Insecta; Coleoptera; Chrysomelidae
Gene: Ccapr1
Product: cardioacceleratory peptide receptor 1
Biological process (GO): neuropeptide signaling pathway
Cellular component (GO): plasma membrane
Molecular function (GO): vasopressin receptor activity; neuropeptide receptor activity
Source: RefSeq, a predicted model, not a curated record
AUUCCGAAAAUCCCGUCUAAUCAGAAGGAAGCGCGCGGCGCAUGAGUCUCUCCUGCGAAAUUCGCGGGAUAUAUAAUAUAAAAAAUGAUGCCAGUGUCGACAGUGGAUGCCGAAGUGAGAUCCCAGAAGGCACAUUUCCUAUUUCAAAGAAUCGAAUCAUUGUUACUGUGAUGUCUGGGGAAGUGACGAAUGAAGUUUCGGUACUAAACAGUUCCAAUUCGACGAAAAUUGACCAAUUUUAUUUCUACGAGGUAGAACAGUUCACAGUAUUAUGGUUGCUACUCAUUGUGAUUGUGGCAGGAAACUUGGGUGUAAUAUAUACUCUGUUGGUUGGAAGGUCAAGAAAGAGCAGGAUGAACUACUUCAUUACCCAUCUGGCUUUUGCAGAUCUGUGUGUAGGCCUAAUAAGUGUCCUAACAGACCUGAUAUGGAGAAGCACUGUAAGUUGGAAUGCGGGCAACGUGGCAUGCAAGUUGAUCAAAUUUCUGCAGGUAGUUGUAACUUAUGCGUCUACCUACGUACUUGUGGCCCUCAGUAUAGACCGGUACGACGCUAUCAGACAUCCUAUGAAGUUCUCUGGCAGUUGGAGGAGAGCAAAAUGCUUAAUUAUAGCUGCCUGGUUAUUCAGCGUUUUAUUUUCGAUUCCAAUACUGAUAUUAUAUGAAGAGAAAUCUGUUCAAGAUCAGCUACAAUGCUGGAUAGAAUUUUCGGAUCAGUGGAAAUGGCAGUUAUACGUGACAUUGGUCUCUAUAAGCGUUUUCGGCGUUCCGGCGAUCAUCAUCAGUGCUUGCUACGCCAUAAUCAUCGUCACCAUUUGGACGAAAAGCGCCGCAACCUAUCAAGUUUACAAAAAGAAAGGAAACGAUGGUCGGAAAGGUUCCGACAAUUCGAAACGAGCCAGCUCCAGGGGGCUCAUACCCAGGGCCAAGGUGAAGACCAUCAAGACUACCUUUACCAUUGUUUCCGUUUUCAUCAUUUGCUGGAGCCCCUACAUGCUCUUUGAUCUCCUCCAGGUGUAUGGCCAAAUACCUCAAACUCAAACCAACAUUGCAAUAGCGACUUUCGUGCAAAGUUUAGCACCUCUCAAUUCUGCAGCAAACCCCAUCAUUUACUGCAUAUUUUCCACUCAUUUUUGUCGAAAUUUUUGGUUACUACCGCCAUGCAAGUGGAUCUGCAAGAAGAAAAAACGCAAACCGAGAGAUUCGACAGUGACCACUCAGAGCAGCAGCUUGUCUGAAUUUUUGACAAAUACCCACAAGAAAAGGAUAGAAGGGUCUACCAACAUUGCACAAACAGUAUUAAUACAUGCCAAAAAAUAAAUAUGAUGGUUUAUAAUUAUUGUAUAGUGUAUUUUAAGAUGAAAAUAAAAAGUACCAAAAAUA